This is a messenger RNA of Maniola jurtina (meadow brown), 1322 nucleotides long. RefSeq names its product alpha-tocopherol transfer protein-like. Gene Ontology annotation, cellular component: membrane. The coding region runs from base 193 to 1113 and encodes 306 amino acids. Gene Ontology annotation, molecular function: phosphatidylinositol bisphosphate binding. The record is from RefSeq and is a predicted model, not a curated record. The transcript has 8 exons. NCBI's taxonomy places the organism in Eukaryota, Metazoa, Arthropoda, Insecta, Lepidoptera, Nymphalidae.
CUUCGCAUUUGAGACGGCGCGGCGCACGCGCAUAAACAAUAUCAGUGCAUAGACAAUAAAUUAAAAAGUUCAAUUUUUUCCAAAAAAGGAUUUAUUAAAACUGCAAACACGUUGCGUUCAAGUGAGAGUGUUUCCAUCGUUGAAAGCUUGGCGUGUGACUUAAUUUUUCAUUACCAAGAACCAGAAGCCAAGAUGACGCUAGAACAGCCAGCUGGAGAGAUGUGGCAGAAGAUCCGCGAGGAACUGAACGAGAACCCCGACACUCGCGAACAGGACCUCGCGCACAUCAAGGAAUGGCUGAAGAAGGAACCACAUCUACCUGAUGAAUUCGAUGACCAACGUAUCAUGACCUUCCUCCGUGGUUGCAAAUUCUCCCUGGAGAAGUGCAAGCGUAAGCUGGACAUGUACUUCACCAUGCGCUCCGCCGUGCCCGAGUUCUUCACUGAACGAGACAUCACCCGCCCCGAGCUACAGGAAAUCACUAAAAUUAUUCAAAUGCCGCCACUGCCAGGACUUACUCCUGAUGGUCGCCGAGUUGUACUUAUGAGAGGUGUCGAAAAAGAUGUUCAAACACCCAAUGUAGCAAAUGCAUUCAAGCUGGCCCUUAUGCUGGGUGAUGUCAGACUCGUGGAAGAGAAGGAAGGAGUAGCCGGAGAUAUUUACAUUCUGGAUGCUUCUGUAGCGACCCCCAACCACUUCGCCAAGUUCACUCCAACGUUGGUGAAGAAAUUCUUAGUUUGUGUUCAGGAGGCAUACCCAGUAAAACUGAAGCAAGUCCACGUAAUAAAUAUUUCCCCAUUGGUGGACAAGAUCGUCAAUUUCGUCAAGCCGUUCCUAAAGGAGAAGAUCAGAGAUAGAAUAUUCAUCCACAGUGACGUCAGCGAACUUUACAAGCAUGUUCCACAAGAAAUGAUGCCGAAUGAAUACGGUGGAAAGGCUGGUCCCAUGAAUGACAUUCACAAUGCCUGGGUAAAGAAACUCGAAGAAUACACACCUUGGUUCACCGAACAAGAACAAUACAAGGCAGACGAAUCUCUCAGGCCUGGGAAACCUACCAACUAUGAUGAACUUUUCGGGAUUGAUGGCUCCUUCCGUCAAUUAGUUAUAGAUUAAGAGACGUUACCAUAGCGUGCUUCCCAAGGGUCAUCACAAACGUAGCAUUUGCUUGAUUUUUUAGCUUGAUUCUCAUUUGAGUACUGAUUAGUUAAUCAACCUCAAUAAAAUUUUGUAGGCACGUUUUAGUUUAUGGAUAUGUCUAGGGUUUCAUCAUCAUCAUCAUCAUCAUCAGCCUGUGGACGUCCACUGCUGGACAUAGGCCUUCC